Molecule: messenger RNA, 882 nt
Organism: Fusarium vanettenii 77-13-4
Lineage: Eukaryota; Fungi; Ascomycota; Sordariomycetes; Hypocreales; Nectriaceae
Exons: 1
Coding region: 1-882 (293 amino acids)
Molecular function (GO): hydrolase activity
Source: RefSeq, a predicted model, not a curated record
AUGACGACUCCCCCACGCCCCCUCGCCGAGCGCAUCCCCCCCGGCGCAUGGGACUCGCACAUGCACGUCCUCGACGUCGAAAACUACGCCCUCUCCCCCGCCGCCAUGUACCGCCCCAACUCGCACUCCCUUGAAGACGCCCUCUCUUUUGAAGCUCAAGUCGGCAUACGCAACAUCGUCCUCGUCCAACCCUCCAUCUACGGCCUCGACAACACAUGCCUCAUAGACACCCUGCGCGCUCUGGGCCCCGAGCGGGGGAGGGGCGUCGUCGCCUUCGACCCGCCCGCCAUGACCCCCGACACCCUGCGCGAGUGGCAUGACCUAGGCGUUAGGGCUGUGAGGUUGAACGUGCAAUCCAACGAGCUCACCGUCGAUGCGCAGGAGCUGGCUGAUCAGCUGCACGAGUACGCUGAUGUUGUGCGACCGUUUGGAUGGGCUGUUCAGGUCUAUGUUCCCAUGCACAUGAUUACUCUUCUGGAGCCCAUUGUCCCCUCCCUCAACAUCCGUUUUUGUAUAGACCAUAUUGGUUAUCCAUCUUUGAAAGGUCAUGAUAGCGCCGACCCAUAUGACCUGCCUGGAUUCGCAUCUCUAGCCCGUCUUCUCAAGAAUGGCCACACAUACGUUAAACUAUCAGCUCCUUAUCGCAUGAGUUUGCGACCAGACCAUAGCGACAUUGAGCCCAUCGCAAAGGAGGUCAUUCGCCUAGGAGGCACCAGUCGUGUAGUAUUUGCAACAGAUUGGCCUCAUACAAGGUACGAGGGGUUGGAUAUCAAGCCAUGGAUGGAGACAGUCCUCGACUGGUGCGGCGACGACGAGUACCUCAUCCAGAGGCUAUUUACUGGAAAUGCAGAGGACUUGUGGGAUGUUCCAAAAUCAUCAUGA